UGGCACUUUUUAAUAAUAAAUGGUUGGCAGCACUGGGCCUUUUAGUUUUCUAUGCGCAUCUGUGGGCAUUGUGCACGUGCAUCGUGUGCUCGUGCGUGAAAUGGAACGCACUCUAUAUCGCUAUCACGUUGUAUAAGUUAGGAUGUUUAAUAACGUGAGGAGAUGUUUGAUAAUCUCAAUUAGGAUUCCUAAAAAAUUUUUGAUUUCAUUCCACAAAGGUGUCUUGUUGCCUGUAACACUUUCUCACGCGAACGCUCAGCAUUCGUAUAAUAAUAAUGCGGCUUAUAAACGAUUUUAUUGUCAUUCUCUGACCAACAAGAAAAUUUUAACAAGUACCGAAAUAAGAGAUCAAAGACAAAAGUUGGAUGAACAAAAAUUCGAAGAUUUUCUCUCCGAUCCUCAGAAUAAGAAGCGCUUUCAGAUAUUAGAAUUAGAAGUGGAUGUCUUGCGGCACAGUAACGAAAGGGUUCCUAAGAAUAUUGAGCCAGCAAAAUGGUUGAAGCUGUUAAGCAUGAAGGCCAAGUCAUCAAGAAGAAAGUUUCUUGAAUUUUUGUGGCGUUGUGAAAUAUCAAAUGAAAAUAAAAAAGCAAAAAAAGAGUUGAAAAGGGCAGAAUGGCUAACUAAGAAAGAAGAACAAACUGAGGACACUGGUGAAAUGAAAUAUGGGCUCUCACAUAAUACAUUGUUUAUGCGUAUAUAUGAACAAACUAUGAACCGAUUUUACAAUGGCAGAAUAAUCAUGAACAUGAUGUUUGAACCAAAGAUAGUGUUUGAUUGUGGUUAUGAAAAUGAUAUGAAUGAUCGGGAGUUACACAAUUGUGCCAAGCAGAUAUCUCUUGCAUUUGCUAGUAAUCGCAGUCAUGUUAAUGCCAUGACUAUUUAUUUCUGUAAUUUUAAUAAAGAUGGAUUACUCAGGCAAUAUCUUGAACAAAACAUACCUACUUUGUUGAGUGAUGAUUUUCCAGCAGUGAUAACGUCACAAUCAUAUUUAGAUAUAUUUCCAAAGAAUGAGUUAGUAUAUCUCACUCCACAUUGCAGAGUAAAUCUAACCGAAUACAAUCCAAAUAUGACCUACAUCAUUGGUGGACUAGUAGACAAGAAUUUACCACAACCAUUGUCUUUGGCAAAGGCUAAGAAAGAAGGCAUCCAAAUGGCUAAAUUUCCUAUAGAUCAGUAUCUUGACUGGGGUGCUAGCUCAUCCAAAAGUCUUACGCUCGACCAGACGAUCAAGAUAAUGUUAGACUUGAGACAAACUGGAGAUUGGAAAAAAGCAUUACAGAAUGUACCAACUAGAAAAUUAAGAUCUGCCAGAGAAAAUAGAUUGCAAUACAAAAUGCAAAAGUUUAUGUCUCCAGAGAGAAUACAGCAAUCUGAAUUAGAUUUUACAUUUCAAAGAAGGAAAAUGAAAUAACUCUUUAAUUCUUGUAUAUAUUAGAUUACAGCAAGAAUUAUACAAAACUAAUAUUGAAAAGAAGAAGCUUGUUAAUUAUUUUGUUAUGUAUUGUAAUUAUUCCAAAAAUUAAAAUUUAUCUUAAAACUAAAAAAAAA
Molecule: messenger RNA, 1548 nt
Organism: Monomorium pharaonis (pharaoh ant)
Lineage: Eukaryota; Metazoa; Arthropoda; Insecta; Hymenoptera; Formicidae
Gene: rswl
Product: mitochondrial ribonuclease P protein 1 homolog
Exons: 4
Coding region: 143-1411 (422 amino acids)
Biological process (GO): positive regulation of mitochondrial translation; mitochondrial tRNA 5'-end processing
Cellular component (GO): nucleus; mitochondrion; nucleoplasm
Molecular function (GO): tRNA binding
Source: RefSeq, a predicted model, not a curated record